Molecule: messenger RNA, 5443 nt
Organism: Hemibagrus wyckioides
Lineage: Eukaryota; Metazoa; Chordata; Actinopteri; Siluriformes; Bagridae
Gene: brd1a
Product: bromodomain containing 1a
Exons: 13
Coding region: 345-3839 (1164 amino acids)
Biological process (GO): regulation of transcription by RNA polymerase II
Cellular component (GO): MOZ/MORF histone acetyltransferase complex
Molecular function (GO): protein binding
Source: RefSeq, a predicted model, not a curated record
UGUAGCAAACCCGUCCGCAUUGUUGUGGGGGGGAAGGCGAAUCUUGUAGCAGCAGCAGCUCUGCGUUCACAGGGAAGAGGACGUUGCAGAUUUAAUGGAUGGCUUUUAAAGCUGGGUUUCAGCCAUUUUACACGUUCUGGGAAGCAUAAUCUUGGAAGCCAUCGUGGAUCGUUUUCGGUGUAAUACUAAUUCGUCAACAGGAAGCUCAGCCUGCGCCCUUUGGAUGAGAACAUUGUGUGCGGAAUCAGAGCCGCCGAGCAGGCCGUAUCGCCAUUGCUUUCAGCAGCCGCUGCCUCUGUCUCCAAAUAAAAGCAUAGGGCCUCCCAGAUAUUUCAGGGUCCAAGAUGGGGAAGAAAGCCCGGAACAACAAGAUCCCCGCACUGCAGCGGGCGCCCUCUCCCAUCAAACCGUCACCAAACAGGGAGACCCUGACCUACGCACAAGCCCAGCGCAUGGUGGAACUGGAAGUUGAUGGCCGCGUGCACCGGAUCAGCAUCUUCGACAAGCUUGAUGUCAUCAACGAUGACGACCCUGUGGCUCAGGAGAUCAUGGAAUGCACCAGCAAUAAGGAGAACACAGAAAAACCACAGCAGGCCCCGUUGCGGUCGGCACGUCUGAAAAACAACCGUCUGAAAAAGAACGCCGCUGUAAACACACAAGGGGCUCAGGCAUCAUCCUGCACCCUGCCUGAGCCAAAAUUCCGCACUGUGGAGUAUAACCUACCAGCUGUGCCACGAAGACCUCAAACGUAUUAUAGGUACGAAGAGAAAGCCCCAGAGGAGCUAGAUGAGGAAGUCGAAUAUGACAUGGACGAGGAGGAUUACGCGUGGCUGGAGCUGGUCAAUGAAAAGAGACGCAGCGAAGGCUUCAGUCAGGUCUCACCCAAUGUCUUCGAGUUCCUCGUGGACCGUUUUGAGAAGGAGUCAUUCUUGCAGAGCCAGGGCCAGCAGGAUCCACAGUCUCUGGUGGAUGAGGACGCAGUGUGCUGCAUCUGUAUGGAUGGAGAAUGUCAGGACAGCAACGCCAUCCUUUUCUGUGACAUGUGUAACCUCGCAGUGCAUCAGGAGUGUUACGGAGUUCCCUACAUCCCUGAGGGACAGUGGUUGUGCCGCCACUGCCUGCAGUCUCCCACUCAGCCCGCCGAAUGCAUCCUCUGCCCCAACAAAGGUGGCGCCGUUAAAAAGACAGAGGAUGACCGCUGGGGGCAUGUGGUCUGUGCUCUUUGGGUACCCGAGGUUGGCUUCUCUAACACGGUCUUUAUCGAGCCCAUUGACGGCGUAGCCAACAUUCCACCCGCCCGCUGGAAACUCACCUGCUACCUUUGUAAGGAGAAAGGUGUCGGCGCCUGCAUCCAGUGCCACAAGGCUAACUGCUACACCGCCUUCCACGUCAGUUGCGCACAGAAAGCUGGCCUUUUCUUGAAGAUGGAGCCUAUUAAAGAGACUAACGAUGCCGGCGAACCCACCUUCACUGUGAAGAAGACGGCCUAUUGCGGAGCUCACACCCCCAACGGGUGCGUCAAGAGACCCCUCAAUAUAUACAACGAUCCCAAAAGCAAAACCAAAAACGGACUCUGUCGGACGCCGAAGAAGAAAACGAGUCUGACGAAAAAGCAGAAGAACAAAAAGAACAAAAAGAGCAUAGAGUCUGUAGCCGCAGUCCCAGCUAUGACUGUUUGCAGUUUUCCUCCACAUAGGUUGGACUCCAUCCUCAGUCAAGUUUCUCUCCAGAGAAAAAAGGCAUUUGUCGAACUGGCCUUGAACUACUGGACCCUGAAGAGACAAUCACGGAAUGGGCUGCCACUGAUCAGACGACUGCACUCCAGCCUCCAGUCCCAGAAAACUGCCCAGCCCAAGCACAGCGAGGAGGAGAGCCGGGCGCUGAAGGAGCAGCUGAAGGAGUGGCAACGUUUGAGGCAUGACCUCGAGAGAGCCAGGCUAUUGCUGGAGCUUAUCAGGAAGAGAGAGAAGCUCAAGAGAGAGGAGAUUAAACUGCAGCAGUCAAUUUUAGAAGUGCAGCUCUCCCCGUUAAACAUUUUGCUGAAGGCAGUGUUGGACCAGCUGCAGGAAAAAGACCAGGCCAAGAUCUUUGCACAGCCUGUCAGCAUCGAGGAGGUACCUGAUUACCUGGACCACAUCAAGCACCCCAUGGACUUCUCCACUAUGAGGAAACGUAUAGACGCACAGGCUUACAGUAAUCUGGAAGACUUUGAGGCCGAUUUCGAUCUUAUCAUCGCAAACUGCAUGAAAUACAAUGCCAAGGACACAUAUUUUUACCGUGCGGCUGUCAGACUGAGGGAUCAGGGAGGAGUUUUGCUAAGGAAGGCACGUCGUCAUAUCGAACGCAUCGGCUUCGAGCCAGGCACAGGCAUGCACACAUGUGAAGCACCUAAGGUCGAGGCACCUCCUCCUUUCUCCUGGGAAGAAGUGGAUCGGUUGCUAAGCCCAGCCAACAGGCAGCAUAUGUCUCUUGAGGAUCAGCUAAAAGAGCUUUUGGAGAAGUUCGAUCUGACCACGGCCAUGAAAACGAGCCCUUCACGUAGCAAACGGCUGAAGCUGCUGAAGAAGACCAUCAGCGACGUGAGGAUGGAAAUGAGUCAGAGGAACACGGCGUCCCACAUGUCCGAACACGCGAGACCGGCAGACGAUACAUCAGCAGAAGCGCACAGCUCAGCUGACGAAGGAGACAAAUCAGCCCCUCCAAAGCUGGAGCCGUCAGAUUCUCACCCCCCUGUCGUCCAAUCAGACGGCCCGUUGGAGCCGCCCACGCUGAACCCUGUCGAGCUUACCUCAGAGCAGCCGCGGCUGGGAAAGCCCGAGCGCACAGAGACGCUGAACGGACUCUCCCGGGAUCGGUUACUGAUGGACAAUGCUGAUGUCAGCGUGGUGGCUACGUCCACCGUCGCUGAGCGUUCGGCUCCUGUGAACAGGCGCACGUCUGUGCUUUUCCGGAAGUCCAAAAGCACAAGCCCCCAAAAGGCCGCGGGAGGGGAAGAAGCCCAAAUAGGCGCCAAGACCAUCCUGUCAGUAGUGAUCCCACGGUUGGAGACCCUGCUUCACACCAGGAAGAGGACGCGUAGUGCCAGCCGGGGCAGCGAGGGCGAAGAGGAGAUGUCUACAAAGCGUCCUGGUCUGUCGAACGGUUUUGUUCUGGAGGAGCAGAAGGCAUCGAGUCCCAGCAGGCAGCAGGAGCCCCGCCGCAGAUGUGCCUCAGAAUCCAGCAUUUCAUCCAGCAGCAGUCUGUUGGGCAACACCAGCGCUCCUCUGAGUUUCCCGAAGUGUGGAAAAGGGAAGCCGGCUCUCGUGCGCAGGAACACAGUGGACGACAAAACUGAGCUCAUCGCUUGCAUAGAGACCGGGAAUUUCGCCAAAGCUGCUAGACUCGCUGCUGAAGUUGGGAACAGCAGUUUGUGGAUGCCUGCUAAUGCUGCAACAGUUGUUCUGGAACCUCUAAAACUAGUUUGGGCAAAAUGUAGUGGAUAUCCGUCCUACCCUGCCUUGAUAAUCGACCCUCACAUGCCUCGGGUGGGCUGCAAUCACAACGGGGUGUCCAUACCAAUCCCGCCACUGGACGUGCUCCGCAUUGGAGAGCAAAUGCAGUACAAGUCCGAAGAGAAGCUCCACCUCGUCCUUUUCUUCGACAACAAGCGCAGCUGGCAAUGGCUUCCUAAAUCCAAAAUGGUUCCUCUCGGAAUCGACAAAACCCUCGACAAGAUCAAAAUGAUGGAGGGCCGCACCUCGGCCAUCCGCAAAGCCGUUCACGUCGCCUUCACGCGGGCCAUGAACCACCUGAGCCGAGUGCAGGACGAGCCGAGCAGCGAUCUCAGUGACGUGGACUAACAGCAGAGAACCACAGGGCACAUGGCUGGACUGGAAAGCCUUAGUAUUCUCCAUGCCUUGCUCAGAUCUUCAAAUUGUCCGCUGCCAAAGCUCUUUUUCCUCCUCCUCAUGACGAGAAAGUUGCUCUGGCGACUGCUGCUUCGAUGAGCGUGUGCGUGAAUGCAUUUGAUUGUUUCUCCUUCACUGUGCCGGCCGCUCGCUGCCACCUUCACUGCCACUCACCUCCUUCAUUUCCACCCGAAGUUCUCAUUUCCACUCACUAAAAGUGUUCAUGUGUUUGACGAACUCUGUAAAUAACUGUAAAUGGCUUCAUCCUAACUUAUUCUGUAGAGUUGCCGCACUGGGUACUGUAAAUUUAGUUCCUUUUUUUGUAGUAUUUAUAUAAUAUUUUUCUGUUGGUGAAUUACCUUUAGCAUCUCAGCGUCUUCCUCACUGAUGCAGAAAAAAAGAGUUCAAGCAGGACACGACGCUUGAUCAGGGCUUAAAAAAAUAAUGUGAGAAUAUUGUUUUUCUUUCUUUUUUUUUAUCAUUUAAAUUAUUGAGGUUUAUAUGCAUAAACUUCUUUUUUGGUAUUAUGUCUUUUGUACCCAAUAAUGUUUUUAUAACAGUUUUAGCCUAUUUUGUUGUGAUAUAUUUAUAUAAGUAAAUAUAUAUAUCUGUAUUCUUUAGAUGCUCACACAAAUUACUGUUGUUAUGGAAACUGAAAGUGUGUUGUUCUCAUGAAACCAAAAGAAAAAAAUGCUGCCCAGACAUUUCCUUUUUUUUUAAAUAUAUUUUUAAAAGUUUUGUUUGUGUUGUUUAAACAGCCUUGUCUACACUGUAUUGUUUUUUUUCUUUGUUUGUUUGUUUGUGUUUUUUUUUUUUUGUGUAUUGGUUGCGUAUUUGGGACCUUCGCGAUGUUGUACUCGAAUGAUGUGGUCAUGUUAAAUUAUUUGGGGAGAGAUUAAAUAAUUGAGAGAUUGAGAGAUUUCAGUUGGCACAUUCCAUUGGCUCUCUAAUGAUAGCCCUGAUAUAAAUACUGGUAGUUGUGACUGUUUAGUGAAAUAAUUCAUUGCGGUCAUUUAGCUGUUCUCUGGGUAGCAAUGGGUAGGCAUAAGGGUGGACACAUUUUAUACAUUAUAGUUUUUUUUUAUUGGAUAACUGAAGAAUUGCUGGGAGUUUUUUUAUAGAUAAUAAAAAAGAUGACUAAACUGACUAAACAUAUGCACUAGCAGAGUCUUCAUUUGUUCUUUUAGUUUUAUCGAGCAUGUUGACGGCUCAUGAUCACGGUGAUGCCUCACAGCUUGAGGGUCGUCAGUUUGAUCCUCAGGUGUGGAGAUUGCCAUGUGUCUGUCUGGAUUUCUUCCAAGAUCUCAGGUUUUCUCCCAUCUCCCUGAAACCUGUCAGGUUUUGUGAUUUUUUUGUCCCCCCAGGUGUGAAUGUGUGCUUUAAAAUGGACAGGCAUUUAAUAUGUGUAUAUUCCUGCCUUCUUGGCUAGUAUUCCUAGACUCCAAAACUACCACGACACUGACUAGAAUAAAGCACUUACUGAAACUGAAUGAAUAAAGUUAGAAGAUUGUUCAUUUGUCUACAUCUCACCAAUCUGUUCAGAGAGUUCUUGCCAC